UAAUCAUGUGAAAUUUGGCUUUUUAUGGUUCUUAAUAAACUAUAUUAUAUAAAUAAUUAUGAAUCCCCAUGAAACAAAAAUGAAAUUAUUAAUUGACAAAAUAAGCCCUAAGCAUAAAAGUUACCAAGCACAUAGACCAUAUAUUACUUCGACUGAUAAUAAUUAUAUACUUUGCCUUGAUGGUCAUUGUUAUAUUAAAUUUGAAACAUUAAACAAAAAGAUUAUUUACAAAUGUGUUAAAGACCUUUGUUUAGGAGCUGGAAUCAUUGAAAAUAAUUCUUUUAAAUGUAUUAAACCCCAUUCAAACUUUUGUAUGAAAGCUACAGUAGCUAAUAAAUUUAAUAUUCUUUCAAUUCAAGGUAUAAAUGAAUCAUCACCAACACAUGAAACUUAUAAUAAAAUUUGCUCGCAGAUAACAAAAAAUAAUUUUUCUAUGCCUACUUUGGUCAUUACCCCUAAUCAAAUUAAUAAUGAAUUAAUUAACGAAGAACUUUCAUCAAAUACUACAUUUCAUAAUCAUUCAUCAUCAUCAAUAUCACCAAGUGAGCAGGAACCUUUAGGGUCUCUUGAGCCGAUGCUUCUUGAUUUAAAUAAAUAUGAAAAGCAAUUGAAAACAUAUGAAGAUUAUGGCAAGAGAAACAUAUUAUCCAAUGAGAAUAUGAUAAUGUAUGAUGAAUUUAUUGGUGCGGCUACUGCAGAUACUACUACUAACCCCAUCAUAGAGGUUACCGUUAAAAAGGGAAAAUUUGUUAUAUUCAGCCAGGGAUAUUUUUACAGCCAAACAAAAGUGGAAGGAACCCAAACCCAUUAUAAUUGUAGGAAUAGCGCGUGCCCGGGUAAAGGUUUAUUAAUUGACAAUUCAUUCCAAUGCGUACAAUCCCACGUUGACGAUUGUUUGAUCAUGCUCAAGAAAGAAUUUGAAGGAAGUAGCAGUGACGAACAUGCUGGCAACAAUUCAACGAAUAUUAAUGAAAGUAGUGCCGAUAAAGGGAACAAUGCCGUCGAAAGCAAUAUCGAUUUAGUCUGUAAAGAGGAAUUCGUCGAUGAAAAUUAUGAUAACACUGGGGGAAUUACUGAAAGCCAUCCCGUUGUCAAUAGAAAGGUCCAUCAACACAAAAUGCCAACGGAUGAUCUGCCAAAAUGGCGCCCCACUAGAUUAAUGAGUAAUGAAUCAUUGUUGCAAUCUCCUCCCUUCAAGCGAACCCCAAAUAUCCUCCAAAAUACCCUGCCUCAGGUCAAAUUGGUAAAACUUAAUCUAAACCCCGCUUCGAAUACCUCUCAUCCGACCUACGUCUUCGGUAAGCACACAUAUGCGAGGCGCGAUUUCAAGGAUGGGGCGAUUUAUUACGAAUGCCAAAACGUAAAAAUUUGCCAGGGGAAGGGCAUUCUGGUUGGGGACUACUUUACACCCACGACGGGCCACACGAAUGAAUGCUCACAUAUUUCGGAUAUAUCAUCGCGAUAUUGCAAACCAAUCGAGACUCCUCCGGAAGUUUAUACAGACACCCGUCCUUUUAGAAUAGCCGAUUAUCGCGUUCAAAAAUGGUCCAACGGCAAGAUUUAUUACAUAUGCAGGACUCAGCAUUGCAGAGGGAGGGGCAAGCUCACUGACGGGAAUACUUUUACUGUCACUCAACCUCACGCGCCAUUUUGCAAUAGAACUAUGAAAUCGCCAUCUUGCAACUCUAACGAAAUCGAUAGCUGGAACCAAGUAGUCCACGAGGAUUACACGUAUAGAAGGUACAGCCAAAAGAAGGGUAUCGAUUAUUACAAAUGUUUGCAAGGGUUUUGCAAAGGCCGGGGCGUUUUGAUAGGACCUACCCAAUUCAACGUCACUCAAGUGCACGAUCAAUUAUGCACGGUUGGUCACGUGACAGGUCAAUUUCCCAAAGAGAUUGAUAAAUCGAACGUAGCAUCUCCUCUAACCUACGUGAUGUCUAACAAGGGACUCCCCAUGGCGUUUUACGAAGGGUGCUUCUACCUCAAGGACAAAGAUAGCAAUGGGAAAACAUAUUAUAGGUGCCGUAGUCAUGGUUGUAAUGGGAGGGGUAAGUCGGACUCGGGCCUAUUCGUGGUCACCAAGCCCCACGGUCAAACCUGCGUUAAGACGUCCAAUUCGGACCUCCAAAGCUAUAACGAAGAAGUGAUAAACUCUACCCUCCUCAAAACGUAUCGGUUCUCCGACAAAACCCCGACCCUGGCCUUCUACAACGGCCGUUUUUACAUGAGGAAAAACAAAUCGACCAAAGGUACCGUGUAUUACCAUUGCCGGAAUAACGCGUGCCAGGCCAGGGCUAAGUUGAAGGGACCCGCUUUUCGCAUAACCAAGGUCCACGAUGAGAGUUGUCCAAUCGUGCUCGAUUUUGGGCAAGAUUCCGGACUUUCGCUAGACGCGAAAGAUGGAUACUUCCCCGACUUUAGGAGUGAAAUGGAAGAGACGGCGUUAGUGGAAGGAGCUGGCAUCGAAAAGUCUCCAAGCUCUAUAGAUGGCCAAGACGAAAUUCUGACUCAGCUUCAAUCGAUAAUAUCUGAUCCGACCCGAUCACAUGUUUCCGAUCAGAUGACCGAUAAGAAUGCCGAGAUGCCGGUUAACGAUAAUAACAUGAACAAUCUUAUGACCCUCGUGGGGAACAUAAGGACUAAUAAAUCACUGACCUCGCCGAUUUUCGUUAUCGAUCAAAAUACUAUGAAACUUUUAACCAGUAAUAAAACCAAUACCACCGAUUCCGCGAAUCCUAACGUACAUCCUCCGAAUCUUCCACCCGCCAUUCACGCGCCUAUCUUGGAUUCUUACCAAUUGCCGCUCCCGGUUAAAGCGAUUAACGAAACCCAGAUUUUUGAUCCUGACGAUAAUAUUGAUGAAACACAUCACCCUAACCCCAUUAUGUGCGGCACUCCUACCUACUUAUCCGGUAAAAGGGCCAAGAGCGUUCCUUAUUUUGAUGGAUACCUUUAUAAGCGGUACAAUAAAACGUGCCCCGUCAUUUACUGUUCUUGCAGGCACCCAACAUGCCCCGGCCAGGGUUUCAUGGACGAAAAUAAUCUUUUCAAGCUAACCAAACUUCACAAUCACAAUAGGCUUGACCCCGAAGAAGCUACUCAGUUUUUGAGCGAACAGUUAUCCAAGCGGCAACACAAUCUGACUAACAAGCUCAACCCUUUAUUUACGUCCGAUACCUGCGUGACGGAACCUCAGCCAAAACUGUGUAAGACAUACUAA
Molecule: messenger RNA, 3220 nt
Organism: Gordionus sp. m RMFG-2023
Lineage: Eukaryota; Metazoa; Nematomorpha; Gordioida; Chordodea; Parachordodidae
Exons: 21
Coding region: 59-3220 (1053 amino acids)
Source: RefSeq, a predicted model, not a curated record